AUGCGGAGUACCCAGUCUGUGGAUCCAGAGGCCUUCCGCCCGCCUCCGUUGGGCGGCACUCCAUCUGGAGUUGGCUUGGACCACACACGCCCGGACAGAAGCCCACCCGUGCCGGAUAAAGUGUUGCACAAGGUAGGUGGUGGUGUUCUUCUGCCGGACAAUGUUAUAUUUAUGUUGGUGGAAACGGGUGGCGAUGGUGUUGCCCGUUUCACCAACAUACAUAGCACGGCAACGCUGGCAGAGGAUAACAUACACGCAAUUUUUGACCUGCCCGUCUCCUCCGCACAGCGGCCGGAAGACCUUACCGCUGUGGCGAUUGACCAGCCAAGGGAUGUUCCGCAAGGGAGCGCUGCUCCGGGCCGAGGGCGGAUCUCCGGUGGAACUGAUCCGAGCCCUGACAAGCAGAUCACCCAGGCUGGGAUUUUUGCGGUAGGCAGAGACCAGAUAAUGGUCCUUCAGUUUGCCGCUUUUCUCCACAAAGGGGGAGGCUUCUUCUGGUCCAGGAAGCACCUGAACUGUCUCCUGAGGAAGGAUCUGGAAUACCCUCUCUUCCUCAGGGCCGUGAACAGGGCUCCCAUGGCCGUUACAAAGUCCUCCCGCCUGGUGCAGAUCCGGUGGAACCUCAGCAGCUGGGACUUCACCAAUCCCGCGUAGGUGUGUCGGGGGUGGAAGCUGGUUUUGUGGAGGAGGGCAUGGGUAUCCGUCUCUUUAAAAAACACCUUAAUGUCCAAAUGGUGAGUGGAGGUGAAAUCCGGACCCUUGAAGGUGGUAGUGUCCAGGAAGUCCACUGACGUGGGGCUGGUGGUGGACUUAAUGGUGAUACUGGGGUUGUGGGUAUUCAGGGUGUGGCGGAACACCUCAAAUUC
This is a messenger RNA of Entelurus aequoreus (snake pipefish), 866 nucleotides long. RefSeq lists its product as uncharacterized. The transcript has 3 exons. The record is from RefSeq and is a predicted model, not a curated record. Lineage: Eukaryota; Metazoa; Chordata; Actinopteri; Syngnathiformes; Syngnathidae. Bases 1 to 654 code for a protein of 217 amino acids.